This is a messenger RNA of Austrofundulus limnaeus, 312 nucleotides long. RefSeq names its product sorting nexin-24. Lineage: Eukaryota; Metazoa; Chordata; Actinopteri; Cyprinodontiformes; Rivulidae. Gene Ontology annotation, molecular function: phosphatidylinositol phosphate binding. The record is from RefSeq and is a predicted model, not a curated record.
CAAUUAGUGUGGAGGUGUGGCUCUGCAGCUCCGGACCUAACGUCCCGGAACACAAGGUAACUUGUCACAUCCUGUUUCUCCUCCUGGACCUGCAGAAAGCCGUCCGGACCGUCAGUCCUGACCCGGCCGGAGCCCAUGGCUCUGCAGCAGGAAGGGGUCCUGAUGGUUCAGGUCUCCAUCCCGUCCACGGAGGACAGGGAAGUCAGGGACUGUGGUAAACCUAAGAAGUUUUUCAGAGUUGAAGUCCUGUUCAAUGAGAGGAAACAUUAUGUUCUCCGGAGAGCCAGUGAGUUCCAAACACUGCACAGAAAG